UGGCUGCCUCCAUGGAGGACGAACGACAGAGAAAGUUUUCCAAUGAGAGGCAUGCCAAAAAGAUACUGAACGCCCUGAACGAAAACAGGAAGCUGCAUCCUUUUUGUGAUGGGACAGUUGUCAUUGGGGAAAGUAGUAUUUGUGUCCAGAAAAACGUCCUGGCCGCCGCUAGCCACUACUUCAGACUGGUGUUCAACUAUGAGAAAGAUCCCGCAAAUCCCACAGCUCAAAACAAACCGGCAACAGUUGAUAUAACUUCUCUGGGUAUCAGUUUUGAAACAUUCAAAACCAUCCUUGACUAUAUUUACACAUCAGAAAUCAAAAUCAGCGAUGAAAACAUACAGGACAUUCUUCAGGCCGCUGAUCUUUUGUUGCUGGUCGACCUCAAAGAACUGUGCUGUGACUAUCUGGAGCAGUGUAUCACUGCUCAGAACUGUUUGGGUAUCCGAGAGUUCUCUUCCAGGUUUUCCUGUCCUUGGAUACAUCUAAAGGCUACUAUGUUUCUUGAUGAACAUUUCAGAGAUAUCAGUCACUGUGAGGAGUUUCUCAGACUGUCCCCAGAUGCUCUCAAGGAGGUGCUCUCUCAUGACACACUGUCAAUCAUGUCGGAAGAGGAGGUCUUCAGUAGUAUAAUCAGAUGGGUCAAAUUUGACGAGGCUACUCGAAAAGUAUGUUUAGAAGAUUUAAUGGUGUCCUGUCUACGUGCAGAUCAGAUUGCUGAUACUUUCUUACAGAAGCUAACACGUAUGGACACUGGGUAUGACCCACAUAUUCUUAGAAAAAUUGUGGCAGAUGUUCUUAAGAUGAAGCCAAACCAGAAAUGUCGUGGAUUUGCCAACGUGUUGUUGGUGUCUGGUGGAGAAGGACAACCUCAUGCAAAGAGUAAUGAGUUGGAGAUCAAGGCCUGUGUACGGUGUAUUGUACCCAGUAAGCGUGCUAACAUCACUAACGGUCAGUGGGUUGACCUUGCCAAUAUGACUACUGACAGAAUAGGGCAUGGCAUUGUCCAAGUAGGUAGAUAUCUGUAUGCAGUGGGAGGACGUAACAACAAAUGUCAGAUCCUCAACAAUGGUGAGAAAUAUGAUCCUCACCAGGAUAAAUGGUCACCAAUCGCUCCCAUGGAGCACGCCAGAGUGGGAUUUGGUCUGGUUGCUAUUGAUGACCAUAUUUACUCUCUAGGAGGCAGUAAUGACAUGACAGAUCCACUUACUUCAGGUGAGGUUUAUAAUGUGCUCACCAACAAAUGGCGUCCUAUCCCGGAGAUGAACCUGAAGCGAGUCUGGUCCUCAUUUGCGGCAGUCGAUAAAAAGAUUUAUGUGAUAGCUGGAGGUGCAAUAGGAAAACUUUUUGAGGCUGUAGAAUGUUACGACACUCGUACAGAGACUUGGACCUCAGUGUCUCCAAUGAGAGAGCGUCGGUGUGACGCACGUGCAGUUGCUGUUGACAAUGAUAUUUAUGUGUUUGGUGGAUUUAGACGCAUUGAGUGUCCAAGUGCCAUGCAUGGCGGACAUAGUGUAAAAUUCUGUGGUACUGAGAUUUACUCCACACGCAAUGAUUACUGGGCUCAUGCCCAUACCCGUGGUGUUGGUCUGUGUACAAUGUCCGACGCCUCUCAGAUCUACGGGGCAGUGUAUGAUGGGGAUGAAGUGUUGGUAAUUGGGGCACUAGAUGUGGGCGGAACAUACCACUGUGUGCGGGGGUUUAAUUUUCAUACUAACAGCUGGCGAUGUGUAGUACAGACCCCUCCAGCCAUGCAGCGUGGACACUCAUCAACCAUGUUUAGAAUGCCCCUCCAUCGACUUAGGAAUCUUCAGUGGGAUCAGGGCAAACUUACCUUCACAGAUAUUAUGUAACAAUAACUUCAUCCUGGCACACACAAUAUGGUGUAUCAUGUAUCCAAGACAGACAUUAUGUGACCUUGUCUUUCACUGACAUUGCUUACAUUUUGUACAACAGACAGACAUCAUAUGACACACUUUAUUGGAAAAUAUGACGCGACAUUACAUAUCACAGAAAAAGGUCAUAUGACAUUAUCUAUCACAGACAUCAUUUGACAUCAUCUAUCAUAGUCAUCAUGUGACAUCAUCUAUCACAGACAUCAUGUGACAUCUAUCACAGACAUCAUGUGACAUCAUAUAUCAGACAUCAUGUGACAUCAUCCAUCACAGACAUCAUGUGACAUCAUCUAUCAUAGUCAUCAUGUGGCAUUAUCUAUCAUAGUCAUCAUGUGACAUCAUCUAUCAUAGUCAUCAUGUGACAUCAUCUAUCACAGACAUCAUGUGACAUCAUCUAUCAUAGUCAUCAUGUGACAUCAUCUAUCACAGACAUCAUGUGACAUUAUCUAUCAUAGUCAUCAUGUGACAUCAUCUAUCAUAGUCAUCAUGUGACAUCAUCUAUCACAGACAUCAUGUGACAUCAUCUAUCACAGACAUCAUAUGACAUCAUCUAUCAUAGACAUCAUGUGACAUCAUCUAUCACAGACAUCAUGUGACAUCAUCUAUCACAGACAUCAUGUGACAUCAUCUAUCACAGACAUCAUAUUGCAUCAUCUAUCACAGACAUCAUGUGACAUCAUCUAUCACAGACAUCAUGUGACAUCAUCUAUCACAGACAUCAUGUGACAUCAUCUAUCACAGACAUCAUGUGACACCAACUAUAACAGACAUUAUGUGACACCAACUAUAACAGACACUUUGCGACAUCACUUAUCACAAAAAUAUCAUAUGGCCUUGCCUUGGAGGUAGACAUCAUUGAAUUCAAGUGAUGAUAGAACUUAUGACAACCCAUCACAGACAGACAUAAUAUGCCAUCACCCGUCACAGACAGACAUAAUGUGACAUCGCCCAUCACAGAUAUACAUAAUGUGACAUCUCCCAUCACUGAUAUACAUAUUAUUAUACCUCAUGUUUAUAACAGUGCCUGUGAUUAGCCGAAACGCAUCACGUGGAAGGGACACAAAACAUCAUAUCUCCCUGUGGCGGGUGAGCCAGGGAGAUAAAUAUCAUGUCUCCCUGGACCGCGUACCCCCAUGGCAACCCCCACAUGCUGUUACGAGUUGUCUCCCUUCCAGUAAUUUACAAAUGGCAGACAAAGAGAAACGCAAACGUUUUCGAGGAGUCGAAGAAGCAGAAAUAGAUAAAAAUUUUGCAAAACAAGAUUGCUCAGAACACGAAAAUAUCAACAAAUGUACACGCCAACUGUUUCCAAGAGUUGCUAAAAGAAACUGUCAAUAACACCUUCACUUGGAAUCGUAUCAAUUGAGCGACCGGGAUCACAGGGGUUUGUGAUAAAAAUGAUAUUUUACAUCUUCAGUAUAUUUUUGAGUAUCAGCAUUACUGAUUCUUUUUCGGUAUAAUAAACAAUUUAUGGCCCUGGAUGCAGGGUAAUAUGAAGGUUUGUUUACCCUCAGCCCUCAUAAAUGCAUAAUGUGACAUCACCCAUCACAAACAGACAUAAUGUGAAGUUACCCAUAACAGACAGAUAUGAUAUGACAUCGCCCAUCACAGACAGACAUGUGACAUCGCCCGUCAUAGACAAACAUAGGAUGACAUCACACUGAGAGGGAACAUGUGACAUUACCCAUCACAGACAGGUAAAGUAUUGCCAAUCACAGACAGACAUCAUUGAAAUGAAUUAAUGAUGUCUUGAUAACCUUUGAUUUACCAUAGAGUAAUUUAAGUCUUUAAGAAUUGAAUGUAAUUGAUCAUCAUUUGAAUCAUGUUAGAAAAAGUGUUCUAAAUUUGAUCCAAAGUGAAACAAAUUCUAUAAUAGAAAAACAAUGAAUAUCUUAUUUGAGUUGUGUCUAAAGGGGGAAUGUGUAUUUGGUUAACGACAUAUUAUCACUACAGUAUUGCAUAUCAACAUCAUGCAUAAUAUAAGAUUUACAAUAUAUUUAAUCUCUGAAACAAGAAACAGUGACAUUGUGAUGAAGCAAUAUUCUUUCUUCACUAUGUAGGAUAUUUACAUUAGUGAACAUCAGUUCAAAUUGAUAAUGUAGAAUUUCAUGACAAACAUUUUUGUUUGAGAACUAAUGUCAUUAUGUCUAGAUAUGACAUGUGGUUUGGUGGUAAUAUAACUAACAGCUGUAUUGACAGCCUUGUCCAGUAAUUAUGUAUUGAGAUAAAAUCCUUCAUCUGUCCCAUUCAAUAUGUAUAGCUGUCUCCCCCAUAUAGUUGUCUCCCUUGAUCUGUAUAUAGUUGUCUAAAUUGAUCUGUAUAUAGUUGUCUCCCUUGAUCUGUAAAUAGUUGUCUAAAUUGAUCUGUAUAUAGUUGUCUCCCUUCAUCUGUAUAUAGUUAUCUCCCUUCAUCUGUUCAAAGUUGUCCUUCAUCUGUAUAUAGUUGUCUCCCUUCAUCUGUAUAUAGUUGUCUCCCUUCAUCUGUAUAUAGUUAUCUCCCUGUUGUCGUCCUUCAUCUGUAUAUGGUUAUCUCGCUUUAUCAGUAUACAGUUGUCUCCCUUCACCUGUAUAUAGUAGCCUUGAGACUGUAUUGUAUAUGAUUGUCUCCUUUUAUCCAUCUAAGUCUUGUAUAUGCCUGUAUUUUAUAUAAAUUCAAAAAAAUGUUAUCUCUUCAGUAAACAGUAAACGUAGUUGUCCCCAUAUCUAUUCAGUAGACAGCUGUUAAUAUAUAUAGUCAUCUUCCUUUAUCUACUGCUAGUAUUCAGUGGUAGACGUAUACACCAUAAUCAUUUCCCUUUAUCUGUAAAUGAUUGUAUUGUGUAUAGUUGUCCCAGCUGAAUUAUCUAUUAUAGCAUAUAUGACUAUUAUAUAUGGUUUCCCAUUUGAUCUCUCUGUCAAAUGAUUAUUGUAUAUAGAGUUGUCUUCUUCCCUUGUCUUUUGGAAGACUAUAUGUAUUUAGUCAUCACCAGGAUGAUAUAUCCAGCAGGAUUUUGUCUUAAUUCAGAUGUGACUGUGACCUCAGUAGAUUUGUAAGUAAUCCUUUCUGUAUUUUGAUAAUUAAAUGUACAUCUAUGUACAACUAUAUAGAACUGUUCCUUUAUAUAUCAUUGGUACAUACUGUAACAUAUUUAUUAUAGUCAAUAUGUAUUUAUCAUCAGUACAUAUCAGUCAUUCAAGUUUUGCAAAACUAAUAAACUAAAAACAAAAUCUUGAUCUACAUUAUGUAAUGAAUUAUCCUGUCCUGUUACAUUUUAUUAAUUUUCUAAUAAUACUCGAAAGAACUGUGCUAUAAUGAUCAAUAAUAAAUAAAUGUUGAACAAAUUAUUGGCAGGAAUAUAUAUUACUUGAUGUAUUAUUCUACACUGGAAGAUAUAACUGGUAUAUUAAUAACUAACGGUGCAUAAUUGAUAAUCAUAUUACUGGUAAAUACAUUUAUGGUACUGAUAGAUAUUUACUUGGAGAUAUAUGUUACCCUGAUACUGACACAGUAUAACUUGUCUGAACGGGCUCCUGUCUAACCUGGACAUAUGUUACCCUGAUACUGACACAGUAUAACUUGUCUAACCUGGACAUAUGUUACCCCGAUACUGACACGGUAUAACUUGUCUAACCUGGACAUAUGUUACCCCGAUACUGACACAGUAUAACUUGUCUAACCUGGACAUAUGUUACCCCGAUACUGACACAGUAUAACUUGUCUAACCUUGACAUAUGUUACCCCGAUACUGACACAGUAUAACUUGUCUGACCUGGACAUAUGUUACCGCGAUACUGACACAGUAUAACUUGUCUGACCUGGACAUAUAUUACCCCGAUACUGACACAGUAUAACUUGUCUAACCUGGACAUAUAUUACCCCGAUACUGACACGGUAUAACUUGUCUGAACGGGCUCCUGUCUAACCCUGGGUCAAUGUCCGUUACAGAAAAUUACCAGUAAAGCAUGUUUUUGGUCUCAGCAAUCUGUAUUGUCUAAAGAUUCACAAUGUAAAGUUAGUGAUCAGGUGCCUAAUAUGUGAUAAGUCUUUUUUGGUGAAUAUGAUACCCUAAUCUAGGUGUCUAUUUUGGAAACACAAUGAUAGUAAAGGGCACAAGCUGUGUAACUUAGCUUCUGUAUGUAAAUGUUAAAUAAUUGAAAUUAUGGCAGCCACUGUAGGAACGUAAAUAAAAAGAAAUGUGUUAAAAUGUUAUACAAACAAAUAUUUAUUGACUUAUUUUCAAAUUUCAAGAUCUACUGACUUGCUACAAUUAACCAGGCACAUAAUAUUUAACAGUUGAAUGUUUUGGUUCUGGUCAAAUCUGGUUUAGAGAUGUGAUAUUUUGAAGAUAUACAUUACAGGUAGAUAUUAACUACUGGUUAUAUUAUAAACUCAGAUUGUGUUAGAAUAGAGCUUUAUAUGUGCUUCCUUAUAAUAUAUUACCCAUAAUUCAUUUCUGUUAAAUCUUAUGACGAUAACGUCUAACCUUACACAUACAUUGUGUUGUGUAUUUGGACACAUGGAUAAAUCAUGGGCAUUAAUACACUUUAUUUUUACGAGCAUUUGAAAAGGUUAUGUAUUAUGCUCUUUUUGACGAAUUUUGGUUGAAACACAACAAAUGUAUUGCAGGAAGUAUUACAUAACUGCAAACAACAGAAUCUGGGCUACUGGUUACAUAGAUCUGUUAACCUAUGUACUUACUGGUUAAGUCACAGGAUAAAACAUGUAUCUGUGAGGUUACUGGUUAAGUCACAGGUUUAAACAUGUAUUUGUGAGGUUACUGGUUACUGUGUAGUAGUGGUCAAUUACAAGUGACAGGUAAAAACAGAUUUUCCUGAUAACAGGAGAGAUAAUAAACAUAAUGUCAUAACAGUUUUUGUUUUUAGAACAUAUUGGCAGUUCUAUUUUUGAUAAGCAAAACUUGUUACCUUUGAACUUGUAUGUUUAUUGUAUACUGUAUUUAUCUGUCAAUAAACCCUGGUUAAAGUCCGCACAUGUUGGUAAAAGUGCUAAAAUAUUAUUUCAUUGUCCUACUGUAACAUGCCAGUAUAUUGGACCUCUAGGUUUACCACAGGAUGAAUAUGGUAGUGCCUCUUCUUUAACAUAAAUAUAUAUACAUAGAUAUAGUGCAUGAAACUUGUAUUUACAAUCUCUAUCUUAAGUAUGUAUUGAUCACUGUUCUACAAAGUAUUUACACAAUGCAAUAAAAUAUUUUACCUUCAUGAUACCUGGCAAGGAUUUUUGCACAAGGCUUUUUUUGUUGAGGUCAAAGUACAUGUAUGUGUAUUCCUUAUCGGGUAUCAGUCUUGAUAGCAUUAAACUUGUGCUUAUAUUAAAUCAAUACACUUUACAUUUAUGAUAAAAACUAAGUUAUAUUUAGGAUACCAAUUUUAAGGUUUCUUUUCAGAAAAAGAGAAUACAAAAUGUAGUUGUAAACUUUUUGAGAAUGAGUUUUGCCUGGUAGUACAUCUUGUAUUUCCUAACUGUUACUAUUAUGUUGAUAUUGGUGCCUGUUUUUGUGUGUACAUUGAUGAUGUAGUUACAUUAAUGGUAGCUUUUACUGAUUCCUGUAUAAAUUGUGUAUACAAUAUUCUUCAUUUGAAGUAAAACAUAUACUUAUUUAUUAAGAAA
This is a messenger RNA of Pecten maximus, 7502 nucleotides long. Its product is annotated as gigaxonin-like. The transcript is spliced from 5 exons. The record is from RefSeq and is a predicted model, not a curated record. Gene Ontology annotation, biological process: cytoskeleton organization. Gene Ontology annotation, molecular function: protein binding. NCBI's taxonomy places the organism in Eukaryota, Metazoa, Mollusca, Bivalvia, Pectinida, Pectinidae. Bases 12 to 1853 code for a protein of 613 amino acids.